UUCUGAUUCUGCCCAGUUACAUAACUUCCUGACUAUCUGUACAGACCUCCAGACCUCUAUGGUUAGCUAGUGGCAGUUUCUAGUGACGCAGAUCCCAGCUGCGUCACUUCCUGGGAUCAUAUGAUGACUCUUCUCUGCAUGCAGUUCCCAGAAUCCUCCUUGUCUCUUGGUCUGACCUAUCAUCCUGCUUGGCCAAUCAGUGUUUUAUUCAUCAACCAAUAAGACAAACAUAUACAGAUACAAUAGAAUAUACAGAAGAAUAUUCCCCACGAGUUCCCUGCUCAUUAUGGAGAUAUCUAGGUAAAUGGAGCGCAUCAGGGAAUCACAAAUUCUCUUUUUCUGGGGCCAGCUGACUUAGCAAUGGUCCUUGUCUUAUAGUGUACUGAGUGCUCCUUGUGGAGGGGAAAUGAGGCUGUAGAGACUUACUUAAUAGGGUUACAGUCAGAAAUGCUACAUUGUAGAUCAAAAUGUGAGGCACUGCUCAGAGCUCAGGGCCAGCCUGUCAGAAUGAGGCUAACAGAGAAUGAGGCCAUGAAAUAAAAUGGGUAUACAUAGCCUUGUUUAAUUUUAAAUCAGAGGAAAACAAGAUAUUCACUAAGAUGUCCCCUAAAGAGAAAGUGUGUCCUGUCUCAGUUUUUCUAAGAAAGAAACAAGGUCAAUACUGUGUUGGUUAUAAGUAGGGCUGAUCAGGAGCCAAGGAUAGAUUUAUCCUUCAAUGAUUAAUGUCUGGGAGCCUGUGCCACCCAAUGAUGUGGCCAGGUUGGGCUGGAGAUAAGAUGAAGAAAUGCAAAGAAGAGGCAUAGCCUGGUGAGGAAGGUGUGCUCCCGUGAGCUUCUACAGAGAUGGCGCCUGGGUUCCCCGUACCUCUGCAAGGACUAGUGGGGCUGCUCCUGCUGUGUGCCCUGCCCUGGACUGAAGGUGGAAAGGUACUCGUGAUUCCUGUGGAAGGCAGCCACUGGCUGAGCAUGAGGGAUGUUCUGACAGAGCUCCAUGCCCGUGGUCACCAGAUUAUGGUCGUGGCUCCAGAGGUGUCUAUAUACAUCAAGAAAGAGGACUUCUUCACCCUCAAAACCUAUGCAGUUCCAUACACCAACCAAGGAUAUAAGCGAACAAUUACACACAACUUUAACUUGGUCUUUGAAACAAGAAACUAUGUGAAGACAUUCUUUAAACUCUCCAAAUUUCUAAAAAACAUAUCAACAACUGUCUUGAAGUCUUGCAGGAAUCUACUGCACAAUGAGACACUGCUCCGGCAUCUGAACUCCAGCUCCUUUGAUGUGGUCUUAACGGACCCGGUUUUGCCCUGUGGAGCAGUGCUGGCCAAGUACUUACGUAUUCCUACGGUGUUUUUCCUGCUCUACUUGCCCUGUGACAUAGACUCUGAGGCCACACAGUGUCCAAACCCUUCCUCAUAUAUUCCAAGUCUACUCACAAGGCUUUCUGACCAUAUGAGCUUCCUGCAAAGGGUCAAGAACAUGCUGUACCUUCUCCCCUUGAAGUACCUUUGCCAUAUUACAUUCACUCCCUAUGAAAGCCUUGCCUCUGAGCUUUUGCAGAGACAGGUGUCCUUGGUGGAGGUUCUCAACCAUGCAUCGGUGUGGCUGUUCCGAAAGGACUUUGUGUUUGACUACCCCAGGCCCAUCCUGCCUAACAUGGUCUUCAUUGGGGGCAUAAACUGUGCCAACAGGAAGCCACUCUCUCAGGUCUGUAUUGAAGCCAUCAAUAUUCUAUGCAGAAUUUAUUUUCUACUGCUAACUUUCUUACUAGUCUUUUAAAUGAUUCUUCCCAUUUUUUCUGAUAGCUUUUCCUGACAUAAGCUAUUAGAAUUGGGUCCUUAUGUUUUUCUUUUGUGUGCAGGUUUUUGCCUGUGUGUAUGUUUGUUUAUCAUAUGCAGACAGUGACUGUGGAAGCCAGCGAGAGAAAUGGAUCCCCUGGAACUGGAAUUACAGAUAACUGUGGGCCACCAUGUGGGCACUGGGAAUCGAAUUUAAUUCCCCUCUGGAAGAGAAGCCAUCUCCCCAGCCUUGGAUCCUUCUAUUUUCCAGUGGCCACUGAUAGGGCUAGAGGCUGAGGUGAAGGUCUCUAAUAGACUCAAGAGCAGUGGUGGGUCUCUACUGAGACUGUCCAUGUGUCUGUGUACCAUUUUCCUGAGGGGGAGAUUUCCCAAAUCUGGGCGGGAACAGAGACACUGAGCUGUGACCUGAACUAUCAUGAGGAGUGCUACCUGCAUAUGCCUAGUAGAGGGAUAAAGGGAUUUCAGGCUGCAGUUGUUGGUUCCAUGAGCAUGGGAGGUCUACCCCUUUCCUAGUGUCACCUUCCAUGUCUUCCCUCAGUGUUUAAAAUCUUCAUUCUUUCACAGCCUUAUUCUAAGGUUUCCUUCCUCAGGCGAUUGUCACUGCGGUUCUUGACCAUUUUCACAAUGUAUGCCAUUGCUGAUUAGGAAGGCAAUGGCUAGUUUCAUAUUCUACCACUUUGAAGAAAGUGUUUCUCAUCUCUCAGAAGGUCAGGUGGAGUCUUUAGGGUUGCUUCUGUGUACAGCCAUAUUGUAUGCAAAUGAGGACACUUUCAUGUCUUCCUUUAUUUUUAAGAUUUCUGUUUUCUCCUUUGUCUUGCUCUGACAAGAAUCCUGGCACUGGAUUCAGUGAGGGGACAGAGUGGACACUUUGUUUAGUUCCUGAUUUUAGUGGAAGCGCUUUGAAUUUCUCCCCAUUUCCUGUAAUGUUGGCUACAGUUUUGUGCCACGUAGCUUAUACCAUGUUGAGAUAUGUUCUUCUGACUUGUAUCUACAGGACUUUCUGUAUGAAAGGAUCCUAGGUUUUGCCAAAGGCCUUUUCUGUAUCAUUUUGGAUGACCUGUGAUCUCAGUCCUUUUGUCCACUUUAGUGAUACUUUGCAUUUAUUGAGUUGCCUGUGUUAAACCAACAUUACACUUCAGGUAUAAAGCCAACUAGAUCGUGAUUGAUCUUUUUGAUGUGUCCUUAAAUUUAUCUGGCAAGUAUUAUAGAUUGAGAAAUUCAGAGAGAUUGUUUUGUGUUUUUUUUUCUCUUGUGUGUUUAUGUGGUUUGUGAAUCAUGGUAAUGCUGGCUUCAUAUGGAGUGCGAUAUCGUUCUUUCCACCUAUUUUGUGGAGUCCUUUGAAAAGCAAUGGUGUUAGUUCUUUGAAAGUCUGGUAAGAUUCAAAGGUGCUUCUUGUGGACCUGGGAGGUGCUGAAUUUGGAGGUUUUAAGUAAUUGCUUUGAUUUCCUAUUUUAUACUUCAAAAGACACCGGCUGCACUAUCCCAGAUUAUGCCAUUGUGUUCAGGUCCUUUUACCCAUGUGAAGAGAAUUAAGGAAUGUUGUCUUUUUAGCUGUAUUUCAUUUUCAAUUCAGUAUAAUGUCUUACACAGUUUUCUUAGGUUACCCCAAAGGUAAGCCUGCCAAAAAUCAUUAGUGUGCGGCGUGUAGACUCUGUUAACAGUAUGGACUUCUCAGAUGAGUGUGUACUGCUUUAUCCAGUCAGCUUCUCCCCUGGUCUGUGUACUUGUAUGACAAUGGGGAGACAUGUGUGCCUAAGUGGAGUGUCCUUUCCUU
This is a messenger RNA of Cricetulus griseus (Chinese hamster), 3569 nucleotides long. NCBI's taxonomy places the organism in Eukaryota, Metazoa, Chordata, Mammalia, Rodentia, Cricetidae. The record is from RefSeq and is a predicted model, not a curated record.